UUUUGUUUUUAAUUUUUUUUAUUAUUAUUAUUCAUUUAAUUUAAGCUUGGAAACGGGAUCUGAACGAACCCUGAAGGUAACUGAGAGGAACUCGAGAAUGUUAAAUUUGUAUCUGUGGUUUUUUCUUGUCCUUUGGUAUGAGGGAAGGAUGGGGAUGUGGCUCGACCAUUGCUUUGGGAAAUUUGGGGUAAAGGGUACAUCUUCAGGCUGUGCUCUACCUGUAACUCUGCAGGUCGGGGCUGUGUGGUCCCGGCAGCGGAGUUUGCACUCAGAGAAUGUUAAUGCAAAACCCAGCCACAUGCUGACCGUGCUUAAUUCUGCAAAACGGGGUGGGAUGAGAAGCAGCUGCAGCUUCCUGAUGCUUCGUUUGGUGGUGACCGGGCGGGCCCGCAUGGGGCCGUGCAGCCCUGUUUCAUUCUCCAAGCAGCACAGCCUGUGGAGUUUUAGCAGACUGCAGCCAUGUGCUUGAGAUGAUGCUCGUGCCCAGGCUGCACUGAGCCGCAGGUAACUACCAAUGGGUGUAAGGGCGCACAGGGGCACUGUGGGCUGGUGCAGCCCCCUCGGCCUCUGUUUGGAGAGGGCUGAGUUAGGUUUCCAGAUGACAGCUUUGAAUAGCAGCUGGUGCCUCCGUCUGUAAUCCAGCUGGAAUGCCUCUGGAGCUGGUGGGCAGUCUGUGCAAUGGUAGAUUCCUUGCUGCUGUCACUAAUGCUGUGGUUGUGCUGCUGAGAAACAAACGGGAGAGGUUUCUUCCCUGGCUUCUCCUUCUCUCUGUCCCUGCUGGAGUUUUGUUCCUCUUCCAUUCCGCAAGGUGCUCCCAUAGGGCAUCCAUUGGCCUCAAUCAGAGGCUGAUGCAGAACGGGGCUGGCCAUGCCCCAAAGCCUGUGGUGUGGUUCAGUGGGAGUGUGGGUGGUCGUAGGGGGUGGUGGGUUUUGUAAGCUAGGUGCUAAGUGUGUGUGAUGUUGGAGGCAUGGUGUGUUUGUUGCAAAGAAGGCAACUAAUUGUUACUUUAAUUACAUCCCUGCUGGUGUGUACUGAGAAGCAGGAAUUGAAGACAGGCAUGAUACCAGCUUACACCCUGACACUAUCUGGCCUUCCGUUUGGCAUCCAUGCACAUCCUCCAGCCCCACUGAGGCACUCAUUAGCUGAGUGUUUUGCCGACUUUGGCCACAGUGCCUUUAUCUAAGCAGGUCAGUGGUGCUUGGGGCAACAGGACUUGGUGGAUUUGCAUUAGGGAAUGAGCAGUCAGAACGAGCCAGGUGAAGUUCAUUUCCCCUCUGACCAAGAUUUCAUGUUAAGAUGGGGAAGGGAGGUGUUGAAUGCCCUAUAUUUUAGCCCCUGGGAAUCUCAGGCUGAGCUCAGCAGUCAGCUAAUAGUACAGCAAUAUCGACUCAGCUUUAGUAAAAAGGCUAAAUGCUGGUUUCCGUGUUGUCUUUGGAGCUCUUAGAGCUGCCCCUUAUUUUCGUCCUCUUCAGUGGAGAAAUGAAAAGGCCUGUGUGCACUUCACAGGAAAUGAAUGUCUGAUACACGCUCGCAGGCUGCUCAUUUCCAAGAACCGCUCUCAAGGUAUUUUGAUAAUGCACAUUCUCUCUGCCUUCUCCCUUCCUGCUCCCCUCGUGCUCUCUGUGCUGCUGCAUGUUCACAGAUGUGUGUGAGCCGAGGUGGGCUGUGCGGGUAGUGGCCUCACGCACAGGCUGUGGGGCUGUGGGAGCUCAGCAUUGGCCCUGCCUGAGAGGUCGCAGGCAAAGCCAUACGGAGCUGGCAGUGCUCAGCUGCCUUUGUCUGAGCACCCCCUGCAAAUGCUGAAGGAAAACGUUGACUUGGGUAACAGUCCUCGUGGCUCUGCAGCUCAGCAAUGGUGCACGUCUGCUUCCUUACUUCUUUGGGAGCAAACUUGGGCUAAGGGAUGUCUGUGCCUUUGGCUGGGCUCCCUUUAGCUGUGUGUAAAGUCGGAGCAGUUUUUAAAGGCAAUGCUUAAUAUGAAUGUUAAAACAAGCCCUUUGCUGCUGGAUUCCUCUGCUGGAGCGUGGAGGGGUGGGUGCUUCACAGAGACGGAGCAGAGAAGUUUGAGAAAGAAGAGAAAUGAGCACUCUCAGAUCAGCUCUCUCACUUUCCCCAGCAGCAUUUUAACAUGUGUGUGAUUGGAGUUUUUCCCUUUUAUGAGUUUUAAAAUUACUUACUUUUCAAUCUCGGUUACCUUUGAACUUCCUCUCUUCUUGUUUUAUGAAAGAGCAUAAAAAGAGCUGAUUAUAGGGGUGUUCCUGCUGCACCCUCUGUGUCUCUCUGCUCCAUCUGAAAGCUUGCAGGUGGCUUCCUACCACCCAUCCUCAGGCCCAUCCCUGCUGUCUCAAUUCUGCCUUUGUAUUUCAGGUGUGCCAGGUGGUGGCAUUGCCAUCACCUUCCCACCCUGAGUAUGGUCUGCUGCACACCACUGACUUCCUGCUGUUUCAGUUUUCCACAUCUCUUCUGAUCACUCCCUGCAGGAUGGAUGCACUCUCAGGGAAAGCUUUGCAAAAACUCAGCACUGCUGCAUCAAGGCUCCUGACUUGGGACCAAUUGCAGGCCUGACAUCUAGCAGCUCUUCCCUAUGGACAGUAAAUUUCAAGAGACUCAAGGCCACUCUGAAAAGCCCCUCGCCACCCAAAAGAGGGAAAUCACAAAAUAACGAGAUCUACUAGAUACAAGCCAGCCUAAAGGAUGUGCUGAGAAGCCCUUAGAUGUGAAAUGUAUGAACCCAAUGGAUGCAGCACUGUAACCUGGUCCCUUGCACUGGUGUGGCCCAGCUGGAGUCUCUCCUGUUUGUAUUUGCUUGGUGUAUCUACAGCUGUGGGCUGGAGGUGACGGGAAAAGCAUGGUAAAUGCAGCGUCUCCCUGGGAUCCAUGGGCUCUUUGAGAGAUGAUCAGAGGGAGGCCAGAUGAUCUGCAAAACACACGCACCACUGUUGCUUGUCUGCAAAGGCAGCAUCGGAGCGUUCUCCCUAGCCCCGCGCCACCCGGCUUGCCCGAUCGCUUCCGGAUGUUUCGCAGUUGCGAGUGGGAGGUCCUGGAGCGAUCCCUCAACAUCCUCCAGGCCAGUGACUUCUACUGGGGCCCGCUGUCCGUCGGGGAGGCCCACGCCAAGCUGCAGCGGGAGCCCGUCGGCACCUACCUGGUGCGGGACAGCUCGCAGGGGAAUUGCUUGUUCAGCCUGAGCGUGCGGAUGCCGACCGGGCCCGUCAGCCUCCGCAUCUCUUUCCAAGAGGGCUAUUUCCGUCUGAAGAACUGGUUUUCGGACUGUGUGGUCCGGCUGCUGGAGCUGGUGGUGGCGGGGACCCGCAACAACCCCUUGCACUUUGAUGAAAUGGGGGGAACUCCUCUGGUCUUUUCCGAGCCCUUGUGUCGGAGCCGCCGGACUGUGCCCACGCUGCGAGAACUGUGCCAGCGGCACCUGCCCGGUUCCACCGCUGCCAUGCGGACGUGCCCACGGGAGGCGGUGAUGUCACCCCUGGAUGGGAGCGUGGUCUCCAACCCCUCUGCAACUGGCACUAGGAGAUGAUGUCGGGCAUGUGGAGGCGAAGGGAUGUACACGGCCACACUGGAGGGGCAGGGCUGACUGCUCAGAGGGGCAGGGUGCCUGCACCCACUGGCUGCAAAAGCUGUGUCUUCAAACAUGCACAACAUGCCUGACCUUCCCCCAUGUGGAUGGGGUGAAGCCAAGCCUGAAGAGCAGCUCUUCCCACCCCCAAGUCUUGCUCUUGGCUCCAGUCAUGACUAAUAAGCUUGAGAACAGGGCGAGCUGCCUGUCCUGCCAGGUCAGCCCCACUACCCAAAGUGCCUAAGCUAGUUUAUGCUGCCAACGUGCCUUCGUGAAGCCAUAUGGCCCCACAGUGCUGCAUCCCAGGUAUCGGUGGGCACGGGCCACAAGCUAACUGGAGGCCACAUGUUAACAGGAGACCACGUGGCUGUGCUUGAGCACAAAUGCAAAACCUGUCCCUUCAGAGAUAAGCACUUUCAGGGAAAAAACAUUGCAGCUGUGUACAAUACGUGCAGCUUGAGUGGCUUCUGCAUUGCUUUAUUUGAACAGGUUUUUGGGAGUGCAGAUGAGUUACUUUAUACUACGGGCAUCAUGCUCCUGGGAGGCAGGUCUGAGGUCGGUUCUGCCUUGCAGGGUGUGAGCAGACCCAGUCCAGAGCCUCUUGUCCUCAUCUGAUAGUAUGCUGCUGCCACCUAUGGGUUACAAAAAGGUAUUUGUCUUGCCUCAAGACGAGGUAAAGAAUUUUUUAUACAUCUCCUAAAUUUUAAUAAACGUGUUUUUCUACUUAUUUUUAAAAGCCGAAAGGUACACAGUGAUGUUUUCAUUCCCUUGCAUUGCUGGAAACCCCAUUGGUCUAGUGCAGUGGCAUGGUAUUCAAACUGUACCUGAACAACCGAAUUUCUUUUGAAGAGCAGAGCAGUACGUAAAGGAAUGGUCCUAGCUGGGAACAGUAGGUGUUCAUUACAGUGCAAUGAAAUAAGAAUUUUAUGAACAUAAGAUAAUUCCUAAAAACAUAGGGGUGAAAUUUUUAGAAGUAUUUUUAGUGUCUCUAGACCUGAACUGAGUGUUUGAAGGAAAGACUGGUGCUUUGAGAUCCUAGAGCAUGGCACAGCAUCAGUGAGCUGUAACUGCAGAGAGCGUGUGGGACAGAGAGGGAUUAAAUAGGGGUAGGAAAAAUCUUAGCAUUGUUGAUUCAUUUUAGGGUUCAGGUGGGUUUGAUAUCCUUGAAAACACACAACUAAAAGCAGCUACAUGGAAGGAGUUCAGUGUGUUUGGAUACUGUAAAAGAGGACACCUGAAUGGGAUCAGGGAGGAAUUGGCUUCCACAAGCAUGCUGUGUGAGCAGACUGCUGUGCUCACUCUGCCUUUCCCCUUCAGACCUGCACAGGGAAAAAAUAGAAAAAAUAGCAAAUGCAGAGAGACGUGACCCUGAAUUUGCUCUCUUGGCUUUAGGUGUCUUAUCUGAGGAACCACUGUGUGCAGCCAGUGCAGUGAGAGAUACGGCGCAUUAUUCGUGGCAGGAGCUCUUUGGACGCUGAAUUAAUCUCAAGAGACUUCUGCCGUGCUGCCGGCAGCGAGGUCCUGCCCUCCUCCCGAGGCUCUGCGUUGUGAUCCAAGGCUGCUGAAUUAGUGCUGUGGGGGAAUCCAUCCCCUUGCCAGCCCUAGAGAGGAAUGGGGCAGCCCGGUGGCACCACAGCUGUGGGUGAGGGAGUGAUUAUCUCACUGUACUGGCUGCUCAUUAGACCCCGUUUAGAAUAUUACAUCUAGUUUGGGGUUUCUGUUGCAACAAAAAUAUCAUAAAUUGGAGUGAGCUCAGAGGUAUGACCCCAAGAUGCUCAGGACUGCAGCACUUGCUUUGUGAGGAGAGGCUGAGGGAGCUGGGUUUGUUCAGCCUGGGGAGUAGAUGGCUUUGGAGAACGUAAGAGCAACUUGCCUAUACCUGCGAGGAGGUCAUCAAGGAGUGAUGCUCGCCACAGCAUUGCCUGGUGGGAGAAGGAGACACAAGGAUGGAAACAAGUCCAGGCUGGAUAGGGUGGAGGGAUCCAUUUGAGGGCAGGUUGCCCAGAGAGACUGCGCAGUCUCCAUGCUUGGAAGUCUUCAAGGCCCAACUAGAUGCACUCGUUACUCCUUGCUGCCCACCCUGCCAGCCCCUCGGGUGGCUUUGGGCAAUGCGCUGGCUUUCAGGGGAAGUCCUGAUAGGUCAGCUCAGCGUGUUCCCCUCCCUCUGCCCACCCAAGGGUUGAAAGCCAUGUCUCCUGCCCUUCUUCUCUCUCAUUUCAUAUAUGGGGCUUGCUGGCUGCCUUCCCUCCCUCCCUUCCUAAACUGGGGGUGGUGGGAAAGCGUUUGGCUCAUUUCUUCACCAUUUACAGCCGAACACAGAAAUGCUUCUGUUUUAUGGCAGCAGUUAUAACUCGCUGAGGGAAGAGCUUUCUGACUGGAUCGCGCUGACCUGGUGAUGAACUGCUCUCAUUUGGCCUGAAAUGAGCAUCUUGGGCUGCGCGGCUGAGGGCUACGGAACAGCCGCGUUUGUGGCCAGGGCUGUGCUUGAGGAAAAUCACACCAAGAGAGGAAGAUGUAGUUU
Molecule: messenger RNA, 6092 nt
Organism: Meleagris gallopavo (turkey)
Lineage: Eukaryota; Metazoa; Chordata; Aves; Galliformes; Phasianidae
Source: RefSeq, a predicted model, not a curated record